Molecule: messenger RNA, 3019 nt
Organism: Sycon ciliatum
Lineage: Eukaryota; Metazoa; Porifera; Calcarea; Leucosolenida; Sycettidae
Exons: 5
Coding region: 640-2487 (615 amino acids)
Molecular function (GO): protein binding
Source: RefSeq, a predicted model, not a curated record
GAUGGCGAAUAUGCGGGUCUGGCCGAACCCAUGCGAAAUGCUUUUGCAACAGCUGGUCAGACCAACGUCGUUGACGCUGCCGAGUUUACUCUCUGACCAGCGACGACAAGACUCUUUUCGUUUGAGUGUAGCCUAAUGUAGGGUCAACAGAACAGGCGGUGGGAACGUAACGCUGAAAGCAAGCAUAACAUCAAGAAUUCCAAGGCUGAGGGGGUCGGGGUAGUGUGGCGCAUAUUAUUCCUUUUGGCAGUUUGCCAACAACCAGCUCCCACGCCGUUUAGUCUUGAGCAGUAGUGCCAACACGCCCUGCCCCAACUUGACUUGUAGAUCUACUAGUACCAUUUGCCAAACUCGCCUUCUCUUUCAUUUGUGGGUAGAUGACCGCUGAAGUCGCUGCCUCUAUUUCGCAGAAGGCAGGUUAUUCAUAAGUCUACCGAGUGCAACGAACAGCAAGCCUCUCAUGCUCAGGUCAGGGUCAGGGUCAGGGUCAGGGUUCAGAUUAUUUGACAAGUACCAUAGGCAUAGGGUUUACAAGCGUGAAGUGCAGUCGUCCGGGAACAUUGCAUCUGGAAGAAUGAUUUUUCAUGCAAGUUCCUGUCUCUCUGGAGUAUAGAACAUCGACCAAUUCCAAAAGACUGCAUGAUGACACGCACGGCCCCAGGACAGCAGCGUGGGCUCCAUGCACUAUCACGAACAGUGCCGCUUGCCUUGUUCACGAUGCUGGUGAUGUACUCAGUGGACCCGGCCAUGGCACAGCCACCCGCUCCGCCAUCGCCUGUUGGUACGGCGGCCGGUCGCUAUCUACCCUUGCCGGAUCGCCGGCUUCUCAAGCAGAAGCUGCCAGGGGGCUUGCGACAGUUGUACACGUUCACCGUACCGGCCGGUGGCAAUGUCAGCAUAACAGUGUUCCCGUGUCAGGGCCACGUCAGCUGGAACAUCACCUAUGUGGGUGCGCGCGUGUUCAGCCAUCCCCGCUACCCAACUGGCAAGCGGCGGAAGAAGCGCUGCUGUGUGACGGGCGGAGUGACCACCAACUUCAAUUUUAACAUAGCCGGUCUUGCUUCGGGCUUGGGGACUAGCAUGGGAGACGGCGCUAUAACGUACUUUCUGGAGGACACCAGCGGCGGUACCUACUACAUCUCAUUGACAAACAACAGCCCAAUGCUGGCGAGCUAUGAGAUGUACGCCACGCUGCGCCCGGCCAUCAGUCCGUACGUGCAGCUGCCCAACGACCCGCAGGCCAAGGUGACGGCAAUACGCGACACUGAGCUAGAGCUAGCAUGGAUGCCGGUACGUGCCGAGCCCUGGGGUGGAAAGGACGUAGUUUACUGCGUCGAGUAUCACAAGACUGAUGAUCGGGUCGACAGCGAUGUCCGCAGCAGCACGUGCGCGGCGCACCGCUACCGCCCCGGCACAAAGAAAAACAAUUGCGUGCCCGGUACCAGCUUUGUGCUGAAAAACCUCGCGCCCAGCACGCAGUACAGCAUCGACGUGUUUGCCCGCAAUCUGCGCAAGCACACGGAGACAGCGUACCUGUCCGUGACGGCGUCGACCGCGGAAGGGUCUGCAACGCCGCUGAGCAACGUUGCGGAGCGAGUAACCACGCUUCUGCCGAUGGAAACACGAGUGUUCCGGAUGAGAGCGAAUCAACAAAGCGCUACCCUUUCCGGCGUUUCGCCGUGCACUGGGAACUUGAAGUGGAGCAUUCUGGAUGCGUCGGGUAACAGCAUUCAAGAUUACGGAUUUGGCACUUCACCUGGCAUGCAGCUACCGGCGGAGAUGGUUGCACGACCGCAGAACUUCGUCAACAACCUGCCAUCGGUGGACCGCCAGUACUCCUCCCAGUUGCAGCGGGGCACCGAGUUCAGCAUCGCAGUUAGCAACGUCAACGCACACGGGCCGAGUUCGUUCGAAAUGUACACCGCCGUCAACCAGCACAUGUCGAACUAUCCGCAAAUGCCACGGGACCGCCAGAUCACGCCCGGCCAGGUCACCGCCAGCAGCGUCAGUCUGAAGUGGCGGCCGGUGCUGAACCCGGUGAACGUCACCUACUGCGUGCACGUGUUCCCGCACAACCAGGCCGUGCGCAACGGCGUUGUGCACAGCGCCUGCGGCAUCUCCACGGCCAAGCGGCGGCGCAUGAUAGCGCAGGGCCAGUGCUCGCCGCACAUCUACCGCACGGUGAGCGGCCUGCUCGCCAGCGUCUGGUACGACGUCAGCGUGGUGGCCAAGAACAGGUUCACGCUCCACCAGCAGGCAUACUCCGGACUGAUGGUCCUAACCGGUCGUCAUCCGUCCAACUCGCAGCCCGGGUUGCAGCCCGGGUUGCAGCCCGGGUUUCAAGCCGGGUUUCAGCCCGCAUUGAAUAAUGUGAACAAUGUGAGGCGCUUGCAGUAUUCCUCCGCACUGCCGGCAGCAUCGCACGUUGCCAUGGAAAUAUCCAUUGUAGUGAGCACACUACUUGCCUUGCUUAACCAGCAGUAUUGAAACAUCUAUCGAGACGUGUAAGAUGGUAUGGUGGAGAUGCCUUGAUGGCGGCACACCAAUCGUAUAAAACUAUCACUUGAGACUAGAGUUCGAGAGGCGACUGAAAAUCGAAGCCUAGAAACGUGUUCUGAUCUGCUGCCCAGGACGGUUGCUUGACGACACUUUUAGUCUUUCGAGUCCCCCCCCCCCCCUUAAUGCUUGUGGAUAAUGGAGUGCCUCGGAUAUUAUCAUAACACUUCAGUAGAAAGCAAUCCGAAUACAACGCACUAUGUGAUAUGAAGCUGAGACCAUAUGGUCGGCAAAGCUGCCCCUGCCCCUGCCAUUCAAUAUGAUUGUACCAUCGUUGCCUUGCUGCUUCGUGCCAUCUAAUGUUGUGUGGUUAUUUCUAAAACAAAACGUGUAUACCAGCCGUCUUAAUUUGAAGACCCCGACUUGCAUUGCAUUAUACCAGCCAUUUGCCCCUUACCCGUUACAGUACCUCAGCUAUAAAAUACAGACUGUAAUUUCCAGGGUGCGAAGACACCAAAGUUGA